AUGGCGCCGAGUUUACAAGCGGUCGCAGGUUUUGGUUCACCAGGUCCGGCUGCUCCAGGUCCGGCUGCUCCUCAUCUCCGCCUCGCCGCGGCCGGCAGCGCAGCGCAGCUCCCGCCGCCUCCUCCCCCGCUCUCCCGUCAGCACGGUCCACGGCUCCCGGAUCUGAAGCAGCCGCACCGUGUUGCCGCACAGCACAGCACAACAACAGCCCUCAUUCGCAGGUCGCAGCUAGCUAGGCAUCAGCGGCACCGGUCACCGGCGGCAGCGUACAUCACCGCGCGCGUCAACGGAUGCAAUCCCUGUAGGAGCAAUCAUGAGAUGUGUGACGCUCAGCAUAGGUGCGGCUGGACCAUGGUUCUAUGCAAUAUUUCUGAUGAUGAACCUUUGAGAGAAACUAUCAAAGGACCAUUGGGAUUUCAGGAUAAGAAAUGAGCAAGUAGCUUUGUAUAUGUAAGAUUCUUGGAGCAGUAUAGAACUAAAGGGAUGCACAAAUGGGCAACCUUCAAAGCCUGUACAGAAGUUCAAUGACAUGAAUAUUUCCUCUAUGCAUGAUUUUAUAAUUUGCUAUAUGCAUUUGAGAUUAGGCUUUUGUAUUUUCUUUUGAGAAAAAAGGGAAAAGAGAAGUAGCUAAUAAAUGGUAUACUAGAAAGGAGUGGCCAGAGCACAUAUUUGUUAUUGUUAUGGAAAUACAAGUGUUGCCAUUGUAAAUACAAAAGGAGUUGGCAGAGCACCUAUUUUGCAUGUGAAUUAUGUUUAGUCCCAGUUUGCAAGUUUCCAUGUGGAUUAUGUUUGAUCCC
Messenger RNA from Triticum dicoccoides, 797 nucleotides. RefSeq lists its product as uncharacterized. The coding region runs from base 1 to 432 and encodes 143 amino acids. NCBI's taxonomy places the organism in Eukaryota, Viridiplantae, Streptophyta, Magnoliopsida, Poales, Poaceae. The record is from RefSeq and is a predicted model, not a curated record. The transcript is spliced from 5 exons.